Maudiozyma barnettii is the source of this 1569-nucleotide messenger RNA. It is a transcript of the gene RQT4, whose product is annotated as Rqt4p. Lineage: Eukaryota; Fungi; Ascomycota; Saccharomycetes; Saccharomycetales; Saccharomycetaceae. The record is from RefSeq and is a predicted model, not a curated record. Gene Ontology annotation, biological process: regulation of DNA-templated transcription. Gene Ontology annotation, cellular component: nucleus. Gene Ontology annotation, molecular function: zinc ion binding. The transcript has a single exon. Bases 1 to 1569 code for a protein of 522 amino acids.
AUGACUAAGGUUGAAGCUCUAAACUAUGCCGUCGAAACGAUUCCACAGAUUUUACCCUUGGAGAAACAGGAUGUGAUAGAUCUCUGCAAUCAAAUUAUUACUACAAAUAAGACACCCGACUCAAUUGCUGAAGGUUUCAUGAAUAUUCUUGGUCAAGAGGAGAUGGUAUUCGAUUUUAUAUUUAAAUUCAAUGAAUUAUUAGAGCAAGACGACAGUAAAAAGAUACAGACUGGAUCCACUAAGAAAGAAGCAGUCAUCGAAAAUACUGAAAAAACGAUUCCAGCAAGUAAAGAUAAUGCUCCUCCACCUCUUAUUAAAGUACAACCAAAACAUGUGGCUAAUAUAACGUUGGAAACUCCAAAAUCAUCUAUACCAAAUAAAGAAACCACUGCGACUCUUAAAAAUAAACAAAGCAAUUCUUCUGGCAAGAAAACAGGCAAACAAAAGAAACUUCAAUCUCUAGAAGAAAUCAAUGAGGCUGUUAAACUACUCGACUUGAAUGAGAAGAAAACAAAUUCUAAAGAAUAUGCAUGUUCUUGUCAAGGUAGAAUACAUCCAUUAUUUGAACUUGCACCUAAUUGUCUUUCUUGUGGUAAACUCAUAUGCGUGAAAGAAGGAUUAAACUUAAAUAAUUGCAGUUUUUGUGAAGCUGAAUUGAUUCCUUUUAACGAAAGAUAUGAAUUAAUACAGGAACUAAAUAAAGAGAAAGACGAUAUUAUAUCAGGCAAAAAUGGCCAGCUCGAAAAGGAAACAACCACUGCCAAGCGUAAACCAACCAAAGUAUAUAAAAUAUCAUCAGGAAUGGGUAAAAAUUUAUUCAAGGAACAAGAUAAACUGUUUGACUUUAUCGAAAGACAACAUGAAAGGGAACGGAAAAGAGAUGAAGUAAUGAAAAAGCUAGAUGAUCUUCCAAAGGAAAUAGAACCACAACAGAAAGUAAAAGUUGAUGAGGAAUUAGAAAAGGCUCAGAAUAGGCUAGAGAAUUUACUUCAUUUCCAGGACACGUCGGCAGAAAGAACAAAAAUUAUUGACAAUGCCAGUGACUUUGAUAUGUCAGGAGAUGCCAGUAUGUGGGGGAGCUCUAAGGAAAGAGCAAUGCUUUUGAAGAAACAGCAAAGAAAUCUUCGUAAAUGGGAAAAAAUGGAAAGAGAAAGACAUGGCAAAAGUGAUAAGUACGUUUUGAACAUGAAUAUCGGGGCCAACGGAAAAGUUACAAUGACUGAGGUUGAAAAAGACCAUGGAGACGUGUACGCCAAUUCUGACGAAGAUCUCGAUAAUAUAAGUGAUGAUGAAGAUAGAGCCGAUUUGCAUCAUAUUCGUACCAGUAAACAACAGCUACAACAAGAAAAAGAUGUAGAUAACUUAGUUCUUCAGUCAAAUGUGUGGGAUUAUGAAAAAGAUAAGAAACAAUUCAAAAAGCCCAUAUAUGUUGACUCAAACACUAAUGAACCUGCACCAAUUGAAAGCAAUGACUCUCAAGUAAACAGGUUAUUAGCUAAGGAAUCAAGAGUUCAAAUCGCGUCCAACAAUGAUUCUGCACUUGAGGAUAAUAUCCUUGCUGUGCUAUAG